Molecule: messenger RNA, 1933 nt
Organism: Papaver somniferum (opium poppy)
Lineage: Eukaryota; Viridiplantae; Streptophyta; Magnoliopsida; Ranunculales; Papaveraceae
Product: cytochrome P450 77A2-like
Exons: 1
Coding region: 122-1702 (526 amino acids)
Cellular component (GO): membrane
Molecular function (GO): heme binding; oxidoreductase activity, acting on paired donors, with incorporation or reduction of molecular oxygen, NAD(P)H as one donor, and incorporation of one atom of oxygen; iron ion binding
Source: RefSeq, a predicted model, not a curated record
UCUCAAUAUAUACUUUCACUUUCACUGCCACUUCCUAUGCAUCUCUCUCAUUCUCAUUCUCACUCUGAUCUGAACCCUCUCUUAAUUUCUCUCUAACCCUUCUCUGAAUCUCUCUGCAACCAUGGCUGCAGCUGCUUACUCUUUCACUCUGUCAACUCUAUAUUCUGCUUACACUGACAAUCCUUAUUACGUUUUUAGCAUUACAGCUUUCAUUAUAACAGUUCUGACUGCAAAACUCUUGCCAAUUUCUAUCGUCAAAAAACCAAACUCUCAUCUUAAUCUUCCUCCGGGGCCAUCAGGUUGGCCGGUUGUAGGCAAUCUACUUCAAGUUGCUCGUUCGGGAAAGCCGUUCUUCGAAUUUGUCCGUGAACUGAGACCAAAGUAUGGGAAUAUUUUCACUUUGCAAAUGGGUUCUCGGACUAUGAUUAUAGUCAGUAGUGCUGAAUUAGUUCAUGAAGCACUCAUAGAAAAAGGUCAAAUUUUCGCUACAAGACCACCAGAAAACCCGACUCGGAAUGUUUAUAGCUGCAACAAAUUUACCGUCAACUCAGCAAUAUAUGGGCCGGUAUGGCGUUCACUUCGUCGUAAUAUGGUACAAGGUAUGUUAAGUUCGAGUCGGUUGAGAGAAUUUCAUGGUUGUCGACAAUCGGCUAUGGAUAGACUCAUUGACCGGAUCCGGGAUGAAGCCAAGUCGAAUGGUGGGGCAGUUUGGGUGUUGAAAAAUGCACGAUACGCUGUGUUCUGCAUACUUCUUUCGAUGUGCUUCGGGUUAGAGAUGGAUGUGGAGACAAUUGAUACAAUUGAUCAGAUGAUGAAGAAAGUUUUAUUGAUUUUAGAUCCGAGAUUAGAUGACUAUUUACCCAUAUUGAGCCCAUUAUUUGCCAAGCAACGAAAACAAGCUAUGGAAGUCCGAAUGGAGCAGAUAGAAACCAUUGUGCCAUUCAUCGAAAAGCGUCGAUCAGCGUUACAAAAUCCAGGAUCCGACAGCACGGCUGCCCCGUUCGCUUAUCUCGACACACUUUUCGAUCUCAAAGUCGAACGCCGGAAAUCAGCACCUAAUGACAGUGAACUGGUAACACUUUGUUCUGAGUUUCUUAACGGUGGUACUGACACUACGGCUACAGCUCUUGAAUGGGGCAUCGCUAGAUUGAUCGACAACCCUAAGAUCCAGUCAAGAUUGUACGAUGAGAUCAGAUCAACGGUUGGAAAUCGUAAAGUGGAACAAAAAGAUUUGGACACAAUGGUGUACUUAAAUGCUUUCAUCAAGGAAUUAUUACGAAAACACCCUCCAACUUAUUUUUCUCUAACCCAUGCAGUCAUUGAACCAACUACAUUAGGGGGUUAUGAUAUACCACCGGGGGCAAACGUCGAGAUUUAUUUACCACCGAUCUCUGAGGAUCCGAGAGUCUGGUCCGAACCCGAGAAGUUUGAUCCGGAACGGUUUUUAUCCGGUAAAGAAGAUGGUGAUAUGACGGGCGGUUCCGGGAUUCCGAAAAUGAUGCCCUUUGGCGUUGGAAGGAGAAUUUGUCCUGGUCUUAGCAUGGCUAUGAUUCAUAUUACUCUCAUGGUGGCAAGAAUGGUUCAAGAGUUUGAGUGGUGCUCGCUUCCAUCCCAACCGAAGGUAGAUUUUAGUGAAAAGGCUGAAUUCACUGUAGUGAUGAAGUACACUCUUCAAGCAAUAGUCAAGUCAAGGAAAAUAUAGAUCAUGGUACUGACUACGAAAAUUACAUAAAUCUAAUUAAGAUGGAAUAUGUUGCUUUUUCGUGUUGUUAAUGUAAUUUCUCAUCUAUGUUUAGGGUUUUUUCUUUUUAGAAAAGGAUGUUUAGGGGUUCAUUAAGCAUAACAGUAAGGAAAAUAAGAAAAAUUAAGUUUAUAAGGGGUAACCAUAUAUUAAUGUAAGUACAGUAUUAUGAUAUAUAUCUAGUGUUUGUUU